This is a messenger RNA of Electrophorus electricus (electric eel), 1215 nucleotides long. RefSeq lists its product as uncharacterized. Lineage: Eukaryota; Metazoa; Chordata; Actinopteri; Gymnotiformes; Gymnotidae. Gene Ontology annotation, molecular function: protein binding. The record is from RefSeq and is a predicted model, not a curated record.
CGUCAUGUUCUCAGAAAGGGCGUCAACGGUAAGCAGAGAAGACUAUAGAAAGUGAAACUUCAUACACAACAUUAACGUUAUAGUUUUAAGCUGUAGCACUCGAUCGACAUGGGGAAAAUUUACCAAAUUCUAGUUCUUGGUAUUAAAGGAGAGAGGAAGACUAUAGACGUUGCAAGCAACGAAACCGAUUUCAACAAUACUACAAUACUGGCCUUUAAACAGAAACUCACAGAGAAAUUUCCGGAGCUUAAAGGGCAGGCAUUCAGAGUAAUGUACACUGAUGUGCAACUGGAAAACGACACUGACACUUUCUCCAAGUACCAGAUCCAGGACCGCUCUACAAUUGUCCUUAUUUUGCGUUUGCCUGGAGGUUCUGAACUAAUGGGAUGAGCAGGGAGUCACUGGGACAUCUUAAAGGACUUUUAUUCAUGAUUUCCUUGACCUUUUGUUUAUUAAACUGGAAGUAUGCUGAAUAAAUGUACUGUACAGUGUGUGCAUGACAAACACACACUUGCCAUCUUGUUUUUAACUAAAUAAUGAAUAAUAGAAACUAAAUAAGCAUGACUAAAUAAUGUUAACUAAAAUAUGUCAAAUGUGUUUAUAGUCAGCUAUAGCUAGUCGAUUUCUUAUCCAGGGAUGUAUUUAAAUAUUUGAAUUAAUUUGAAUACUCUAUAAAAUGGGGAAAACCAGUGGGAAAAUAAGCAGAUCUAGCAUUCUGUCUAUAAAAUAUUUUAAUCUGCUUGGUUUGUGGUUAUGUGUGCCUCUCUGACAAGGACAGAUGCAAAUACUCUUAUUGUUUUCCAUUCAUGCCCAUCACUAGUUAUUUUAUCUCUUAUCUAAUAGAAACCACUUACUGUUAGUUUAGGGAAACAAUGUACAAUUUUCUGUGUAAACUUAUUGGCAUUCAUUUGACACCAGUGAGGGCAUGUCAUCAACUGACAUCUGCAUCGGACUGUAACAAUGAAGAGAAGUAUUACUACUUUAAAAUAAAUUUGAUAUAUAUUUUUUUUAUGUUACUGUUGCUGUAUCGGGGCCUAGAAAAUUGUAACUCAAGCUUUAGAGUGUGUAUUUUUCAGAGUAGUGGGCUUUUGUUUUCGGGAUAAUUUGCUUACCAUGUAGCCAGCCAUGCAGCUGGCACUGACAGAGUUAUAAAAAGAAUCCACCAGUUGGUUUAUAAUUUGCCAACAAUAAAAACAGUGCAAAUUGAUCAGCUAA